Rana temporaria (common frog) is the source of this 1676-nucleotide messenger RNA. It is a transcript of the gene EGLN3, whose product is annotated as egl-9 family hypoxia inducible factor 3. NCBI's taxonomy places the organism in Eukaryota, Metazoa, Chordata, Amphibia, Anura, Ranidae. Gene Ontology annotation, molecular function: L-ascorbic acid binding; peptidyl-proline 4-dioxygenase activity; ferrous iron binding. Gene Ontology annotation, cellular component: cytoplasm; nucleus. Gene Ontology annotation, biological process: cellular response to hypoxia; peptidyl-proline hydroxylation to 4-hydroxy-L-proline. The transcript has 5 exons. Bases 284 to 1006 code for a protein of 240 amino acids. The record is from RefSeq and is a predicted model, not a curated record.
ACAAGCCCCACCCGCCUAGUGGAAAGCGCUUAUUCCGCACGUACAGAGUUGUAUAAGGCUGGCGGGGGCAGGGAGCCGUAUAUACAGACACGUAGCCGUAUAGGAGGUGAUCAGGGACAUACAUAGAGCACUAUGUACAUAGAAGACUGAUCUCUCUCAUGGACAUUUCUGGUGUCACACUGUGUGUCAGGCAGGUGAAGCUCUUCCUCCCUCUGGUACAAUGUUCCUAGAGAACUUGUAAUCUGUCACCCUGGGACCUGCUUGUCACCUUCCCCCACCAGCCAUGCCUCUCAAGCAUAGCCCAUCGGUGGACCUUGAGAAGCUGGCCCUGGAGCACAUCGUGCCCCGUCUGCGCUCGGCGGGCUACUGUUACCUGGACAACAUCUUGGGAGAAGAGUUGGGGGACCAAGUUCUGGCCCAGGUCAGGCGCCUGCACCAGGAAGGGGCGCUAAAGGAUGGACAACUAGCGGGGAACCUCCGGGGCUUCUCCAAGAAGCACCUGCGGGGGGACAAGAUCGCCUGGAUCGCUGGCACCGAAGACGGAUGUGAGGCCAUCGGGCUGGUCCUUUCCGUGAUCGACCGGCUCGUGGUGUUGUGUGGAAACCAUCUGGGCCAAUUCUAUGUGGAGGAGAGGUCCAAGGCAAUGGUAGCUUGUUAUCCAGGCAAUGGGGCUGGCUAUGUGCGCCAUGUAGAUAAUCCAACAAAAGAUGGACGCUGCAUUACUUGCAUCUAUUACCUGAACAAGAACUGGGAUUCAAAGGUUCACGGGGGAGUUCUGCGAAUUUUCCCUGAUGGCGGCUCAGAAGUGGCGGACGUGGAGCCACUCUUUGACCGGCUGCUUUUUUUCUGGUCCGACCGUCGCAAUCCACACGAGGUUCAGCCUUCCUAUGCCGUUAGGUAUGCUCUGACAGUCUGGUAUUUUGAUGCCAAAGAGCGAGCAGCUGCUAAACAGAGGUUCAAAAGAUUAAGUGAAUCCAGACAGGAUCCUACUUCCAAGGACAGCUGAUUGUCUAUCGCACGAAAAUAUGGCAUGUUGGUCUUUCUCCUGCAUAGUGUACAAGUGAAGUUGGGGGUUAUAAGCCAAGGCUUUGCCUGUGACCCUACUACUGCAAAAGCACAUCUUUUUCAUUGUCCACAACCGAAGAAGACCACCUCCAUUAUUUAAGUCUGGAAGUAAAAGCAAGGAGCUCAGAUGGAGUUCUUUCAUGGACACGUUAAAGACGAUAAACCAUAAAGCCAAUGCUCAAGUCAAGCUGAGGGACUGGAGCCGCCAUCGCUGUCAGUACUGUAAUCUGUUGGAUGAGAGUAUCUGAACUGUACAGGAUCAUCAAUGCCUACGUCUGACACCUGAAUUAUUAUAUUUUGGUACAGCAUGUUUUAAAUACUGCAGAGUCCAAGAGACUGAACUGAUAAUGUAUAAUAUAUACUACGGAAAUGAUUAUACAUUUAUUGAUGGAGGAAAUGGUACGGUCACUGACCAGAACACAUGCCUGCGGGCCAGAGCAUGUCUACCUUGUGAUGAAUAUUUUCUCUUGAAAUGCUUUGGCAAUAUCUCUGGCUGUUUUAUAGCAGGCGGCAUUGUUCAAGGAUAUUUGUGAGAGGUUAUGCUUUUUAAUUUUUAUGCAGCCUGUUUGAUUUUUUUUUUUUCCACAAUAAACCGUGUGAAAAUUCCAGUA